AUGAAAGCUUUAAUUCUUGUUGGUGGAUAUGGAACAAGACUUCGUCCUUUAACUCUUACUCAACCGAAGCCAUUGGUUGAGUUUGCUAAUAAAGCCAUGAUGCUACAUCAGAUUGAGGCUUUGGCAUCCGUAGGUGUAACUACUGUAGUUUUAGCAGUUAGUUACCGAGCUGAACAACUAGAACAAGAAAUAUCUGUACAUGCCGAGAGAUUGGGAGUUAGAAUAGUUUUCUCUCUUGAAGAAGUGCCUCUGGACACUGCUGGCCCGCUAGCUCUAGCAAGACCUCAUCUUGAAGGUGACGAGGCAUUCUUUGUUUUGAAUAGUGACGUCAUUUGUGACUUUCCAUUCCAACAAAUGUAUGAAUUCCACAAAAAACACGGCAAAGAAGGAACUAUAGUUGUUACAAAGGUAGAAGAACCGUCGAAGUAUGGUGUUGUUGUGUUUGAUGAGAAUUCUGGAUCAAUCGCUGAGUUUGUGGAAAAGCCUCAGGAGUAUGUGGGAAACAAAAUUAACGCCGGUAUCUAUAUUUUCAACCCUUCAGUGUUAGAUAGAAUACCACUUAAGCCAACAAGUAUUGAGAAAGAGAUUUUCCCACAAAUGGCAGAGAGUCAGGAUCUGUUCGCCUAUGUUCUUCCUGGAUUCUGGAUGGAUGUUGGGCAACCUAAAGAUUUCAUAAAAGGAACGACAUUAUACUUAGCUCAUCAGCGAAAGGCGAAUCCAUCAUUAUUAGCAAAUACUGAAAAUAUUCGUGGAAAUGUUCUUAUCGAUCCAAGCGCACAGAUAGGAAACGAUUGUAGGAUAGGGCCGGAUGUUGUGAUUGGCCCUAGAGUUGUAAUAGAAGCUGGUGUUUGCCUUAGUCAUUGCACGAUUCUAUGCGACUCGACUGUGCGAACACAUGCUUGGAUUAAUCAGUGUAUAAUUGGGAGAAAAUGCUCCGUGGGGCGUUGGGCAAGACUCGAAAACACAUGUGUGUUAGGAGACGAUGUUGUUGUUAAAGACGAAUUGUAUUUGUUUGGAGCCAGUGUUCUUCCCCAUAAAUCGAUAUCAGUCAACGUUCGUGAUCCAAUAACUAUAAUGUAG
Molecule: messenger RNA, 1080 nt
Organism: Auanema sp. JU1783
Lineage: Eukaryota; Metazoa; Nematoda; Chromadorea; Rhabditida; Rhabditidae
Source: the annotation of a GenBank genome assembly